AUGAGAAAAUUUAUAUUUAUUGAUGGAACUCAUUUGAAAAACCAAUUUGGAGGAAAUUUACUCAUUGCAACUGCACAAGAUGGAAAUUUUCAAAUUUAUCCUCUUGCUUUUGGUAUUGUUGAUUAUGAGAAUGAUGCAUCUUGGAAUUGGUUUUUGACAUGCUUACGAGAUCAAGUGCCUGAUACUACUGGUUUAAAUAUCAAGAAAAAAUUCAGUGGUAAAGGUUUGAAAAAGUUGUUUGAGAAGACAACAAAAGCGUACAGAGUUUCAGAGUUCACAAAGUUAUUUGUUGAGAUUUCUACAAAAAAACCAAGGCUGGCAACAUACUUGAAGAAUGCAUCUUUUGAAAGCUGGUUCAGAUGUCUUUUCCAUGGUAAUCGAUACAACAUCAUGACCACCAACAAUUCUGACUCAUUGAACCAAGUUUUUAGAGAAACUCGAGAAUGGCCCAUCAUUCUUUUAUUGGAGGAAAUUAUCACUACACUCUCCAGAUGGUUCUAUGAGAGAAGGAAAAAUGCAAAUUCUUGUCCAACACCACUUACAAUUGACGCAGAAGAUAUAAUGAGACAAAGAUAUGAACAAUCAAGGUACAUGAGAGUUACACCCAUUAAUCUAAGUGAGUUCCAUGUUAAAAGUGAGCCACUAGAUGGUCUAGUUAAUAUUGAGGAACAUUCUUGUACAUGUCAAGAGUUUGACAUUGAUAAGAUUCCAUGUGUUCAUGGUGUCGCUACAACAAUGUAUCGUGGAGUAGAUGUUUAUAGUCUAUGCUCAAAAUUCUACACGACUAAAUUUUGGAGGAUUGCUUAUGCAGAAUCUAUUUACCUUUUACCACCUAAAAUAGAAUGGCUUCUUCUAGAAGAGGUUAAGUCUCAAGACGUUAUCAAACCAGUGGUGUUAAUUCCCUCAGGGAGACCAAAGAAUAAAUGA
This is a messenger RNA of Humulus lupulus (European hop), 927 nucleotides long. RefSeq lists its product as uncharacterized. The record is from RefSeq and is a predicted model, not a curated record. The transcript is spliced from 2 exons. NCBI's taxonomy places the organism in Eukaryota, Viridiplantae, Streptophyta, Magnoliopsida, Rosales, Cannabaceae. Bases 1 to 927 code for a protein of 308 amino acids. Gene Ontology annotation, molecular function: zinc ion binding.